This is a messenger RNA of Lactuca saligna, 1065 nucleotides long. The record is from the annotation of a GenBank genome assembly. Lineage: Eukaryota; Viridiplantae; Streptophyta; Magnoliopsida; Asterales; Asteraceae.
GUGGUCUUAUAAAUAAUGAUUAUUAUUAGUUUUCCAAGAAAGUAGUAAUCGACUAAUCGUAAGAAUCAUCAGGCGUCUAGAAAUAUAACCAUGCAACGCAGCCUACCCUUGUAGAAAAAAUAACACACCCACGCACCUACGCCUGUAUAUACUUCAAUUAAUUUAUUAAUACCAUGUUCGAACCUUCUUCCCCAAUUUUGAAUUGAACAAGUCUCUUCUAUCACCUUAAAACCCUAACUAAUCCCCAAAUUCCCCCCAAAUGUUCUUUACCAAAUCUUCUUUGAUUCCUUGUUCAACAUGCCGUCUGUAUCUGUAAAAUUCUACAGUGUUCUUCAUAAAUUCAUCUUGAAACGCCAAUUGCAAACCCUCACUGAAACCCACACCAAAAUCUUCAAUCAAUUCGGUGUCGUCUCUCGCCCCGAUGAAUCCGUCGCUCCGGCCAACCCUAGCUUCUCUGAAGACGGUGUAGCUACCAAAGAUAUCCAUAUCGAUCCAUUGACAUCUCUAACCCUCCGGAUCUUUCUCCCUGAUUCAGUACUUGCCAAAUCCAGGGGUUUAAAACAAAGUGAUGGGGUUUACGGUGGCUACUCGCCAGCUCUAGGCGAUAAUUUACGUAAAUUGCCCGUGGUUUUGCAGUUUCACGGAGGUGGAUUUGUGACCGGAAGCAGUGUUUCGUUGGCGAAUGAUCUGUUUUGUCGGAGGAUCGCCAAGGCGUGUGAUGCGAUUGUGGUGGCGGUAGGGUAUAGGCUUGCACCGGAGAGUAAGUAUCCCGCGGCGUUUGAGGAUGGCGUUGAGGCGUUGAGUUGGUUAGCUAAGCAGGCGAAUUUGGCCGAGUGUAGGAUCUCAGGUCGCGUUAACCUCAGGAGGAGACAGAUCGUUGAUGGUUUUGGUUCUUCCAUGAUCGAGCCUUGGAUUGCUGCUCAUGCCGAUCUUUCCAGGUGUGUCCUCCUAGGUGUAAGCUCUGGUUCAAACAUCGCAAAUUAUGUCACACAAAAAGCAGUAGAAGCUGGGAACCUAUUAGACCCUAACCAUGGCCAUGUUAGCCUGGAAGCUUUUCUUACCUGA